This is a messenger RNA of Ichthyophthirius multifiliis, 1987 nucleotides long. RefSeq names its product induced during granule regeneration 1 precursor, putative. The transcript has a single exon. The record is from RefSeq and is a predicted model, not a curated record. Gene Ontology annotation, cellular component: nucleus. The annotation marks the transcript as partial. Lineage: Eukaryota; Ciliophora; Oligohymenophorea; Hymenostomatida.
AUGAAAAAUAUACUAAUUUUUAUAAUAUUAGCAACCAUAUUGCUACAAGGAUUAGCACAGGGCCAAACUAUAUCUGGAUAUAAAAGUAACUAGCUGCUUACCAUAAAAAAUUUAAAGCAAGAUUUCGAUUAAGAAGGUGAUGAUGUAGAAAUAGAAGCAAAAGAAUAGAUAACGUUUUAGAAAACGCACCAAUAAUAUACUCUUUUCAAAGAAAAAAAUUUCCUAGAAGAAAAUCAGAUUGAACAAGUCUACGAAGAUAAAUUCAAAGGAAUUUAAGAAUUUUCCUUAUAAGGUUGGUUUAGAGUAUCCAGAUCAGCAAAUCGUUAAAAUAAUGCUGCUGUUUAUUAACUCAAUUAGAAUUUAGUUCCUGAAGAUAAAGCUAAAGUAGGUGAUAGAGUACUCGCUUUACAUAUGCAAUAGAACGUUUAUAGUUUCACUACAUAUGACUUGGCUACUAAUAACCCUGCUGUACUAAGUACAAUUACGAUUAUGGAAGAAAAUCUUUCUAAAUGGCAACUUAUUUAUCAUGCUUAUAGUGAUAUUAAAUAAAAGGCCUAUAUCUUUGCACAAUUCCCAAAUUAAGAUCCCAGUAUUAUCCACUUAAAUCAAAUACAGCACUAAGAAUCUACGAAAUAUAUUUUAUGGGUUGGAUAAACUUUCACAUAUUCAAAGUUUCCUGGAAAAAUAAAUUCCCUUGUAUUAUGUGGAGGCGUUAAUUGUUAUAAAGAAAAAACUUGGUAAUAAAGUAAACCGAUUACUGUUGUCAUUCCUAACCCUGUAAAUCCUUUGCCUUAACCUGUAGAUCCUUAGUCUGUAAAUCCUUUACCUUAACCUGUAGAUCAUUUACCUUAACCUGUAAAUCCUUUACCUUAACCUGUAAAUCCUUUACCUUAACCUGUAGAUCCUUUACCUUAACCUUAACCUAUAUAUCCUUUAUCUUAACCUGUAGAUUCUUUACCUUAAACUGUAGAUUCUUUACCUUAACCUUAACCUGUAGAUCCUUUACCUUAACCUGUAAAUCCUUUACCUUAACCUGUAGAUCCUUAACCUUAACCUGUAGAUCCUUUACCUUAACCUGUAAAUCCUUUACCUUAACCUGUAGAUCCUUUACCUUAGCCUAUAGAUCCAUUACCUUAACCUUAACCUGUAGAUCAUUUACCUUAACCUUUAGAUCCUUUACCUUAACCUGUAGAUCCUUUACCUUAACCUGUAAAUCCUUUACCUUAACCUUAACCUGUAGAUCCUUUACCUUAACCUUAACCUGUAGAUCCUUUACCUUAACCUUAACCUGUAGAUCCUUUACCUUAACCUGUAAAUCCUUUACCUUAACCUGUAAAUCCUUUACCUUAACCUGUAGAUCCUUUACCUUUACCUUAACCUUAACCUUAACCUUAACCUGUAGAUCCUUUACCUUAACCUGUAAAUCCUUUACCUUAACCUGUAGAUCCUUUACCUUAACUUGUAGAUCCUUUACCUUAAUCUGUAAAUCCUUUACCUUAACCUGUAGAUCAUUUACCUUAACCUUUAGAUCCUUUAUCUUAACCUGUAGAUUCCUUACCUUAAUCUGUAGAUCCUUUACCUUAACCUGUAUAUCCUUUAUCUUAACCUGUAGAUUCUUUACCUUAAACUGUAGAUUCUUUAACUUAAUCUGUAGAUUCUUUACCUUAAUCUGUAGAUAAUUUACCUCAACCUGUAGACCCUUUACCUUAACCUGUAAAUCCUUUAAAUUAACCUAAAUCUGAAGAAAAGCCAAAAUAAACUAAAGAUGAUAACAUACAAAAAUAAUUAUAAAUCUUAGAUGAUAAAGAAUACGAUGAAUAUAAAAAAAACGGCGGAAAAGUGACAGUUUUUAAAGAUAAAUUCAAUACAAUUUAAGAAUUCGCUAUUUAUGGAUGGUUUAAAUUAAGUAAAAAUAUAAGAAGAUAAAAAUGGAGUACAGGAUAUCACUUAAAUUCUAAUUAAAAACCAGAAAAUUUGGCUAAACCAG